Molecule: messenger RNA, 6675 nt
Organism: Cavia porcellus (domestic guinea pig)
Lineage: Eukaryota; Metazoa; Chordata; Mammalia; Rodentia; Caviidae
Gene: Pde3a
Product: cGMP-inhibited 3',5'-cyclic phosphodiesterase 3A
Exons: 16
Coding region: 132-3023 (963 amino acids)
Biological process (GO): positive regulation of oocyte development; oocyte maturation
Cellular component (GO): cytosol
Molecular function (GO): calmodulin-activated 3',5'-cyclic-GMP phosphodiesterase activity
Source: RefSeq, a predicted model, not a curated record
AAGCGGUCCCGGGAGCAGAAGGGGGCGUCUUCCCCGGCGUUCGGGGAGGCGCGCCCGGGGGCGGCGCGCAGCUCAGCCCCUGGCUGCAGCCCUCGGCGCUGCUCCUCAGUCUCCUGGGUGCCUUCUUCUGGAUGGGCUUGUACCUCCGGCGCGCCGGGGUGCGCCUGCCUCUGGCCGUCGCGCUGCUGGCCGCCUGCUGCGGGGGGGAAGCGCUAGUCCAGAUUGGGCUGGGCGUCGGGGAAGAUCGCCUGCUGUCGCUGCCCGCCGCGGGGGUGGUGCUCAGCUGCCUGGCCGCGGCGACAUGGCUGGUGCUGAGGCUGAGGCUGGGCGUCCUCAUGAUCGCCUUGACUAGCGCGGUCCGGACCGUGGCCCUCAUUUCCUUGGAGAGGUUCAAGGUCGCCUGGAGACCUUACCUGGCGUACUUGGCCGGCGUGCUGGGGAUCCUCCUGGCCAGGUACGUGGAGCAGAUCUUGCCGCAGUCUCCGGUGGAGGCUCCCAGGGAGCCUUUGGGGUCCCAGCGGAUUGCUGGGACCAAGGAAGAGAUCCCAGUGUUCAAGAGGAGGCGGCGGUCCAGCUCCGUGGUGUCCGCCGAGAUGUCGGGCUGUGGCAGCAAGUCUCACCGCAGGACCUCCCUGCCCUGCAUCCCCCGGGAGCAGCUCAUGGGGCAUUCGGAAUGGGACCACAAGCGUGGGCCUCGAGGUUCACAGUCCUCAGGAACCAGUAUCACGGUGGACAUUGCUGUGAUGGGCGAAGCUCACGGUCUCAUUACCGACCUCCUGGCGGACCCUACUCUGCCCCCAAAUGUGUGCACAUCCCUGCGGGCUGUGAGCAACCUACUCAGCACACAGCUCACCUUCCCGGCCAUCCACAAGCCCAGAGCGAACCCCAUGAUUUCCUUCAGUGAAAACUACACCUGUUCUGAUUCGGAAGAGAGCUCUGAAAAAGACAAGCUCGCCAUUCCCAAGCGCCUGAGGAGAAGUUUACCACCAGGCUUGUUGAGACGGGUUUCAUCAACCUGGACAACUACCACCUCAGCCACAGGCCUGCCCACCUUGGAGCCUGCACCAGUCCGGAGGGACCGUAGUGCCAGCAUCAAGCUACAUGAAGCACCUUCAUCCAGUACUGUUAAUCCUGAUUCUUGGAAUAGCUCUGUGAUGAUGACCCUUACCAAAAGCAGAUCCUUCACCUCAUCCUAUGCUGUGUCUGCAGCUAACCAUGUAAAGGCUAAAAAACAAAAUCGACCAGAAUCUGCGGAGACAACUGCCAAACAUGGUCCAAGUUCUCACAGGACUUUAACCUAUACUCAAAGUGCCCCUGACCUGUCUCCUCAGAUCUUGGAUCCACCUGUUAUAUGUAGCAGCUGUGGCAGACCAUAUUCUCAAGCGACUCCUGCUGACGGGCCCCUGGAGAAAAGUGGCGAGGCCACUCAGACAUCCAGCCGAACAGAUGACACUGCCCAAGUUACCUCUGAUUAUGAAACCAACAACAACAGCGACAGCAGUGACAUUCUACAGAAUGAAGAUGAGGCUGAGUGUUCCAGAGAAUCUCUGAGGAAGACGCUGGCUUGUGGCACCUACGGUCCUGAAGCCAUGAUAUACCUGGAUAAACCAAUUCUUGCUCCUGAACCUCUCAUCAUGGAUAACCUGGACUCAAUUAUGGAACAGCUAAAUACUUGGAAUUUUCCUAUUUUUGACUUGGUGGAAAAUAUAGGGAAAAAAUGUGGCCGUAUUCUUAGUCAGGUCUCCUACAGACUUUUUGAAGACAUGGGCCUCUUCGAAGCUUUUAAAAUUCCAGUUAGAGAAUUUAUGAAUUAUUUUCAUGCAUUGGAGAUUGGAUACAGGGAUAUUCCUUAUCAUAACAGAAUCCAUGCCACUGACGUCUUACAUGCUGUUUGGUAUCUUACUACACAGCCUAUUCCAGGCCUGUCCACUGUGGUUAAUGAUCCCGGAUCAGCAAGUGAUUCAGAUUCUGACAGUGGAUUUACACAUGGACACAUAGGAUAUGUGUUUUCAAAACUGUAUAAUGCAGCGGAUGAUAAAUACGGAUGUCUUUCUGGAAACAUCCCUGCCUUGGAGUUGAUGGCGCUGUACGUGGCUGCAGCCAUGCAUGACUAUGACCACCCAGGGAGGACCAAUGCCUUCCUGGUUGCUACUAGUGCUCCUCAGGCGGUGCUAUACAAUGAUCGUUCCGUUUUGGAGAACCAUCAUGCAGCUGCAGCAUGGAAUCUUUUCAUGUCCCGGCCAGAGUACAACUUCUUAAGUAACCUUGACCAUGUGGAAUUUAAGCAUUUCCGUUUUCUUGUCAUUGAAGCAAUUUUGGCCACUGACCUGAAGAAACACUUUGACUUCGUAACCAAAUUUAAUGCCAAGGUGAAUGAUGAUGUUGGAAUAGAUUGGACCAAUGAAAAUGAUCGUCUCCUGGUUUGUCAAAUGUGUAUAAAGCUAGCUGAUAUUAAUGGACCAGCUAAGUGUAAAGAACUUCAUCUUCAGUGGACAGAGGGUAUUGUCAAUGAAUUUUAUGAACAGGGUGAUGAAGAGGCCAGCCUUGGGCUACCCAUCAGCCCUUUCAUGGACCGCUCUGCUCCUCAGCUGGCCAAUCUGCAGGAAUCCUUCAUCUCUCACAUUGUGGGGCCGCUGUGCAACUCCUAUGACUCAGCAGGACUCAUGCCAGGAAAGUGGGUUGAAGACAGCGAUGAAUCGGGAGAUACUGAUGACCCCGAAGAGGAAGAGGAAGCUACAGUGGUGAAUGAAGAAGAAACCUGUGAAAAUGAUGAAUCCCCUAAAAAGAAAACUUUUAAGAGGAGGAAAAUCUACUGCCAAAUAACUCAGCACCUCCUACAGAACCAUAAGAUGUGGAAGAAAGUCAUUGAAGAGGAGCAGCGAUUGACCGGCAUUGGAAAUCCAGGCCUGGACCAGUCUGCUCAGCAGCACACCUCAGAGCAAAUCCAGGCCAUCGAGGAAGAAGACGAAGAGAAGGGGAAACCAAGAGCAGAGGAAACCCCGGCCCCAAAGCCAAACCAGUGACCCUGCGUAGAAUGAGCUGUGUUUCUAAACAGAUCUUGAUUUGUCACAGACUCUUAUAAGCCAGCACAAUACUUAGACACAACACUGUAGAAAUGAAAGAAGAUGGGAAAAUGGCUAUUGUACUUUGGGAUCCUUUGCAUUUUAUGUGUUUAUUUUUGCAGUGAGGUACAUUGUUAAAAAAAAAAAAAAGAGACUUGCUCCAGGAAGCUUUCACACUGCAACACCAGCUUCUAUGGAUAUUUUUUUUAUGAAGGAAAUAUAUGUGUGUGUGUAUAUAAGCUCCCACGUAGAUACAUGUAAAACACAUUUACACACAGGCAUACACACAUACACACUGAACGCCAGGAUUACUGGCUCCACAGUUAGUAACAUUCAUAUUAAGAUAUCUAGUGGUCACUGCAAUAAUAAAGGAAAGCAAAUCAGGUGGGAAGGGGCGUGGCUUAGCGUGGAAAGAGUGAAGCGAAUGCAGGUUACAGCUAAACAGCUUUUGCUGUUUACAUUGAGGGAUGAAAGUUCCAGAGCAUUAUUUGACUUCUCAUGUAUCCUGCCAACACUCUGUGUGUGUGUGUGUGUGUGUGUGUGUGUGUGUGUGUGUGUGUAACAGAAGGAGGGAGUUUGUGUGCAUGUGUUUGUAUACAUGGAGAAAUUUUUAAGGUUUUCGUAGUUCAUAGAAUAGCAGUAGCAGGUGACUCAGUACAUUUGAACAAACAGAAGGAAGUUUGCUCUGAGGAGGUUUUGAAAGGCAGCCAUUCCCAAUGCCCUCCAUUUAGCUUCGGAGCAGUCCUUUGCUGAUGGAGGGCAUUCCUGGGCCAUGUGAUUGGUACUACUGCUAUUUACCACUUAGAGGCGCUGUACCACCAGGCUCAAUCCUGGAAGGUGGAGGCAUUUUCCAGUCUAUUUCCCUAAUGAAUAUAUAUGAGCUGCUUGUGAGUAUGUAUGUCACUUACCUAAGAUCAAAUCCUCUUUUAAGGGAAUGGCAUUCCUUAUACAUAAACACCCAAAAGGAGCUGCAGACAGGUAAAGAGUUCUCAGAGGAUGCCAGAGAUUUGGGAAAUUAUACUUAAUAGAAUCUUCUGUGUCUUCUUAAUUUGUUGCAAAAUGUGCAACAGGAAAAGAAAAAAGAAAGGCAAAUAGAAACUCAUUUAUGAUUUAUGUAGCUAGAGAUAAAGAGAAAAUAACCUAGGGUGUUGCUGUUUUGGUCCUUGACAGCUGUUGAAGACUAGCUUUGGGGGUGAUGGUCUUGUUGAAACCCCCUGUGUGGUAUUUCAUACACUGCAUGAUGGAAAGAUACCUCCAUCUACAGCCCCAUUAUCAUGCUUCUUUUGGCAGGGAAGAUCAUAGAGGAAUUGUUUAUGGACUGGGGUAUUUUUGAAACGUUAUUUUGUUAGUUUGUUUGUUUUUAUCUACACUUGUUUAUGCUGUGAGCCAAACUUCUAUUUAAAAAAUUGAUACUCACUUUCAAUAUUUUAUUUCAUAUUAUUAUAUAUGUCAUGAGUAGUUAUCUUGUUGUAAAUAUAUAAAGAUUUUUUUGUUUCUGUAGAUAGUAAUACUCUUUUUUAAAAAACAAAAAAGGGAAAAGGGAAACAUUUUUAUAAAGUUAUAUUUUAGUCACCAUUUUUAUACAUGGUUGCUAUCUCUAAGCCCGGGAAGAAGAUUAUGAUUCAUUUCCAUGCAGGUCUAUGAGUAACUACUCAUCUACCUACUCUAACUUAAUGAUAAUCUCAUGAAAUUAUUUUUGUCAAUUUAAUGAGGAUGCUGAAAUGAAUUCUUUUCCGGUAGUAGUUUUUGCUAACUGAGUGAAUUUUGAAUCUUCAACUUCAAGAUGAAAGAGUUCACCAAUACCAAAUUUUUAUAGUUGGUGUUCAUUUCUUUCCAUCAUAAUUUUUGGUCAUAACUCCUCCUUCUCCCCCUCUAUAUACAGAUUUGCUCAUUAUCCAAACAACUUUAGUUUCCACGAAAACCUUGAUUUUAAUUUCUACUGUUUACCUUCCCUGAAGUCAUAGAAAAGGAGUGUUUACAUUAAAAAAUCCUUUGUUUCUCACAAAUGUAAAUUCUUCCCUUCCAAAGCAUGACUUUAUAAUAAUCCAUAGCAUUUUUAAUUAGGUUCCACACUAAGAUAAUCAGCAUGGUUUCAAGAUAUUUCCAAUAAGUAGGAAAAUAUGCAAAUGAUCCAAUGGAUGCAGACUUUACUUAAAUAAUUAGGAUCUGUUUCAGUGUUAUUUUUCAAUUAACACCAGGUCUUCAUUAGUUAGCACUUCCUGAGUUUCAUUUUCUUAGUAUUGCCUGUGAGUCUCUAUGUUUGAAAAUGUACAAACCGUGAAAUAUGUUUCUUGCAAGUGAGAGAGGAAAGGAAAAGGCAUUUAUACUGACAUACCCAUUGUAUUCACUUAUUUUAAUCUUUUCCCCUUUUACAAAUAGCUAAACAUCAGUGUAGUUAAUAUCAAUAAGGGAAAAAGUUUGUUGUGGAGUGCGUGGGAUGACACUAUCAUUAUGAAUCCGUAACUGUAUAUAAGCAGUUUUAUUAAAGUUGCUAGGCCUAAGCCAGCCAAAAUGUCUCAGCCAAUUGCCUGGUUGUGUUUUAAGAUACAUGAAGUAAUAGGAGUAUUAAUGACCAAAUCAGUUAGAAUGUCUUUGUUCCAGAUUUGUAUUCAUCAAUCCAGGCAGAUGAAUAAUUUUCAAUAGCCAUAAUAUUUAAGCUAGAUGUCAGUUGAAAUGAAAAGAUGGCGAUCCACUAACUGUAUUACUUUGCUACAUGCCUGGAAUAUCUAUCUCUAAGGAUGCCUAGGAGUAUGCAAAGGUAUUUUCUGCUAAUGAUGUUUCCCCCUCCUGGUGACAGCAAUAUUACUGUGUUCACUUCCAUCUUCAGAGCUUACUUCCUGUGGUGCCAAUGUAUUUGUUGCAAUUUACACAUUUUUAUAUGAGCCUACUUAGAGGUGCCAUUAGAUAAACUCAGGUCUUUUGAAUGAAGGAGUUUCUAGCACAGUUAUGGAAAAAGGAUAAUUGUAUAGACAGCCAUAAAAAUCAAUAUUAGGAAAUAUUAGAACUGGUUAUUCUCCAUUAAAUAAAACUUCAAGUGUAUUGUGUGUUAUCAAUGUCAUUUUCAACCUGCUGAUGGUUGCCUUUCUAAACCGACAUUUAGAAUAUUAUUUUCUUGGCGAAAACACCACUUUUGCUUUUUUUCUUAACUGUAAAAUAUGAUUAUUUGUCAUUUAUUCACGACCUGGUUUUGUUCUUAGUAGAUGAAGACAGUAACUCUGUACAGGAAUAUAUCUAUAUUGAUCUUCAUCUAACUUGCGAAGGUGUUUCUUCAUGUUCUGUUUAAGAAAGUAUCUACUUUUUAAGGACAUAAUACACAAUUCUGUCUGUUGUAUUUUGGUUGAAUUGCAUUGCAGGACAAAUCGUAAUGGUUGCAAUCCCAGUAAUAUUGAAAAAAAGAUAUGGAAUGUCAUGCAGACUGUUCGCUAGCUGUAUGUAGAUGUUCAUGUGUGAUUUUUCCAUAUCCCCUGACUUUCCUUCCCAGAGAACUUUCCUGAAGGUAAAAGCUGUGCAGAAGGCAUGAGCUUUGUUUAAAUGAUGGAAAAAUAUAAAUUAUUUUCUAAGGAAUAAAAAUAUGAAAAUUAUCAUUGUAAAUAAAGUCUAAAGUUUGAAAUGA